Onychomys torridus (southern grasshopper mouse) is the source of this 2056-nucleotide messenger RNA. Its product is annotated as zinc finger protein 709-like. The transcript has a single exon. Bases 48 to 1835 code for a protein of 595 amino acids. Gene Ontology annotation, biological process: regulation of cytokine production; negative regulation of transcription by RNA polymerase II; regulation of immune system process. NCBI's taxonomy places the organism in Eukaryota, Metazoa, Chordata, Mammalia, Rodentia, Cricetidae. The record is from RefSeq and is a predicted model, not a curated record.
UAAACAAUGUGGGAAAACCCUCUGUUUUCCCAGUUCUCUUCGAUUUCAUGAAAGGAUUCAUAAUGCAGAAAAAACUUUAUGUAUGUAAACAGUGUGGUAAAGCUUUCAAAUGUCAAAGUUACCUUCGAAUGCAUGAAAGAACCCACAAUGCCGAAAAAUGUUAUGACUGUAAACAGUGUGGUAAAGUUUUCAGAAGUCACUGUUCCCUUCAAAGACAUAAAAUAGCUCAUCCUGGGGAAAAAACUUAUGCAUGUAAACAGUGUGGUAAGUCCUUCACUUACCCAUAUUUACUUCAGACACAUGAAAGAUUUCACACUGGAGAGAAACCAUAUAAAUGUAAGCUGUGUAGUAAAGCCUUCCUUUGUUCCUCUCUUCUUCAAAUACAUAAAAGAACUCAUACUUGGGGAAAACCCUAUAUAUGUAAACAGUGUGGUAAAUCCUUCAGAAGUCACAGUUCCCUUCGAUUGCAUGCAAGGGCUCAUACUGUAGAGAAACCUUAUAAAUGUAAGAUAUGUAGUAAAGUGUUUUUAUGUCCUCCUUUCCUUCAAAGACAUGAAAGAGCUCACACUGAGCAAAAGCCCUUGGAAUGUAAGCAAUGUAGUAAAAUCUUCAGGGAUUGGAGUACCUUCCAAGAACAUGAAAGAUCUCAUAUUGUAGAAAAGCCCUAUAAAUGUAAGCUGUGUAGUAAAGCCUUUUUUUAUCUCCCUUCACUGGAAAGACAUGAAAAGAUUCAUAAUGAAGAAAAAUACUAUGCAUGUAAAUAUGCAUGUAAACAAUGUGGUCAGUCCUUCAUUUUUCCUUGUUUACUUGAGAGGCAUUUAAGAACUCACACUGAUGGAAAACCCUAUGAAUGUAAGCAGUGUGGUAAAGCAUUUAGAAGUCUAACUUAUGUUCACAUACAUAAAAGAACUCACACUGAAGAAAAACUAUAUACAUGUAAACAGUGUGAUAAAAGUCUCAGUUGUCCCAGUGCCCUCCAGUUACAUGAACUAACUCAUACUAGAGAAAAACCCUAUGCACAUCUGCAAUUUGAUAAAACUGUCAGAAAACUCAGUUAUUUUCAAGUACCUGAAAAGACUCAUACUGAAGAAAAAGCUUAUGAAUAUAAGCAGUGUGGUAAAAUUCUCGAUUGUUCAAGUUCCCUUCUGCUACAUGAAAGAAUCCACAGUGGAGAGAAGUCACAUGAAUGUAAACAAUGUGGUAAAACCUUCACAAUUCUUAGUAGUCUUCGAGGACAUGAAAUAUCUCACAGUAAUGAGAAACCCUAUGAAUGCAAGCAACGUGAUAAAGUUUUCAGUCUUAGUAAUAUACAUGAAGGAAAUUCAUCUGAAUGUAAGCAGUGUGGCAAGUCCUUUGUUUCUCGAUAUUUACUUCAAAUGCAUGAAAGGUCUCAUUCUGCAGAGAAACGCUAUGAAUGUAAGGUAUGUGGUAAAACCUUCAUUUAUCCCUCAUUUCUUCAAAGACAUGAAAGAACACAUACUGGAGAAAAACCUUAUGGAUGUAAACAAUGUGGUAAGGCCUUCAGAGUACAGAGCUCCCUUCGAUUACAUGAAAUAACUCAUUCUGAGGAAAAACCUUAUGAAUGUCAACACUGUGGUAAAGCCUUCUGGCGUCUCCCUUCUCUUCAAGUACAUGAAAGAAUCCAUACUGGAGAAAAACCCUUUGAGUGUAAACAAUGUAGCAAAACUUUCAGAUGUCACAGCUCCCUUCAGAGACAUGAAAGAACUCAUAGUCAUGAAAAACCAUAUGAAUGUAAACAGUGUGGUAAGGCCUUUAGAUGUCACCGGUCCCUUCAAAGACAUGGAAAAACUCAUGCUGGAGAAAAAGCCCCAUGAAUCUGAACAGUACAAAAACUUGUAGACUUUCUAACUUCCUUCUAAUGUUUGAAAACACUCCUGAGAAAAAAAUCUGGUAGUAUAAAAUGAGAUGAAAGCUUCAGUUUUUGUUUGUAAACCAUAAACUUAUGCAGAAAGUCCAGUCAGUAAAACGUGUUAAAAUAUUCAGUUCCAAGCUGGGCAUGGUAGCGCAUGCCUUUAAUCCUAGUACUGGGGAGGCA